This is a messenger RNA of Verticillium alfalfae VaMs.102, 5982 nucleotides long. RefSeq names its product lovastatin nonaketide synthase. Gene Ontology annotation, biological process: amino acid activation for nonribosomal peptide biosynthetic process; secondary metabolite biosynthetic process. Gene Ontology annotation, cellular component: cytosol; cytoplasm. The record is from RefSeq and is a predicted model, not a curated record. The transcript has 2 exons. The coding region runs from base 1 to 5982 and encodes 1993 amino acids. Gene Ontology annotation, molecular function: phosphopantetheine binding; catalytic activity. NCBI's taxonomy places the organism in Eukaryota, Fungi, Ascomycota, Sordariomycetes, Glomerellales, Plectosphaerellaceae.
AUGGUAUCAGUCAAGGCUGAGAACGUUGACAAGAGAUUCAGCUUCCGCCCAGACCGCACCUAUCUGCUCGUUGGGUUGUCUGGACAAAUGGGCAAGUCCAUUUGCACCUGGAUGGUUAGGCACGGAGCCAAGUACGUGGUACUCACGAGUCGACAGCCGUUUGUCGACGAGGGAUGGCUCCGAAAGGUGAAAGCCCUUGGCGGCACUGGAGUCCAGUUUAUCGCCAACGAUGUGACGGAUAAGAGCUCAGUUGCAAAGCUAAUUUCGGUCAUUCGCGAAACCAUGCCCCCGCUCGCUGGCUUUGCUAACGGGGCCAUGGUCCUUCAAGAUACACCGAUCAGGGACAUGACGGCCGAGGUUUUGAAUCGCGUCCUGCGUCCCAAGGUGGACGGCAGCCGGCACCUAGACGAUCUCCUAGCUGAAGAACAGCUUGACUUCGCCAUUUUCUUCAGUUCCAUGGCUAGCGUCCUCGGCAACCAUGGCCAGAGCAACUAUACUGCAGCCAAUCUUUUUAUGAACGGUCUGGCCGCCCGCCGUCGCCGGAGGGGCCAGCCGGCAUCAGUCAUCGCCAUUGGUUCUGUCAUUGGCAUUGGCUACAUGGCUCGUGAACUGACGCAGAAGGAGAUUCUACGCAUCAAAGAGAGAGGUUAUACGCCGCUAUCAGAACGUGAGGUUCACCAGCUUUUCUGCGAGGGCAUCCUAGCAGGUAGGCCUCGGUCUGAUGACAACAGCUGGGCCGCUCCAUCCCCUGAAGUUGUCUGCGGCGUGCGAAUCGCACAACCCGGCGAAGAGCGGCCGAUUCGGUGGAUGGCGAACCCCAUGGUGGGCCAUGCCGUAAUCAAGAGAAUUCACAACAAGAAAGACGAGGAUGGUUCGAGCGCCACUAUGCCUGUCAAGGCCAGCCUCCUUCUUGUAAAGACAAAAGAGGCUGCCUUCGCAGUCAUCAGAGACGCCUUCGUGACUCGCCUCCAAGGAAUGCUACAGUCGGAUAGUGCCCUUGAGCUACAACUUGCUGCAGACGAACUUGGAGUUGACUCCCUGGUCGCGGUAGAUAUUCGCUCAUGGUUCUUGCGAGAGCUGCAGGUUGAUCUUCCGGUACUCAAGAUCCUUGGCGGCGCUUCUGUUGGUGACAUGCUGGAAUUUGCCCUGGACAACAUGUCAAGCGACCUAAUGCCGAACGUGGAUGCCACAUCUACCUUCAACUUGGCGAAUGUCGAGGAGAUGAAAGUAGAAGUUACAGCGCCACCACUGGCGAACGGCCAGCCCGGGAUCGACACCGAGAAGCCCGAGGUGCCGACCGGAGGACCUCCACCAGUCCUUGUGUUCUAUUCUGAGGAUAGCAGCAGUGACGGUGGAAGCCGAGGAGAUUUGACAUCUUCCGCAGAAUCGAACGAAUCCGGUAUCAUUCGUGAGCUUACGCCGCUUUCCACUCCCGGGCUCGAGCUAGGGCCCAUUAUCAACGCCGACUCGAUUCAUCAGCUUGAUAAGACUAGAAACGUCGCUGUUGCCGCGACUGUGGCCCGGACGGAGCCAAUGUCUUUUGGUCAAUCCAGAUUCUGGUUUCUUCAACAAUAUCUCGAAACCAAGACGGCUUUCAACAUUGCCACCACGAUGGCUAUCCAAGGGGACUUGCGUGUGCAAGAUCUGGCCCGAGCUGUCCUGAAAGUUGGACAACAUCACGAAUCCUUGCGAACCAAGUUCACUCUCGAUGAACAGGGCCGUCCUGUGCAGAAGGUCAUGGCCAAGUCAAAACUUGAGCUACAACACCGCAUCAUCUCAGGGCCCAUAGAGGCCCAAGGAGAGUAUCAGAGGAUGGUCACCCAUGUCUACUCCCUCGAAACCGGAGACACAAUGCAGAUCUCGCUCCUUUCCGACCCCACCAAGGGUCAACGUACACAUUACCUGACAAUUGGGUACCAUCACAUCAACAUGGAUGGCAUCAGCCUUGGUGUCCUCCUUUCUGAUCUCCACAAGGCCUACCACGGGGCUCGUCUCACACCGUCGCUCCAAUUUCCCGACUUUUCCACUCAGCAGCGCAGGCUUAUUGCCUCUGGUGAGAUGAAGGCUGAGCUCGCAUUUUGGAAGGCUGAAUUUGAUACUCUGCCCCCAGUUCUUCCCGUUUUGCCUUUCAGUCUCACUAAGACCCGUCGGGCGCUUGUACAUUACGAUGCUCACAAGGUUGACGUCCGUGUCUCCGGCCAGGUCGCUGCACAGAUCAAGGAUGUGGUAAAGACGCAUCGAGUCUCCCCCUUCCAUGUGUACCUUGCCACCUUCCGGGCUCUUCUUUCCCGCCUGGUGGGAGCCGCUGGUGGCGACGAUUUGGUCAUUGGCAUGGCUGAUGCGAAUCGCACAGAGCGUGGGGCACAGGAGGCCAUUGGCAUGUAUCUGAACCUCCUACCACUGCGCUUCCAAUCUCCUAUCUCCACUCAGUCCUUCGCUGCUGCUAUCAAGGAAGCUCAAUCCAAGGUUCGCAAGGCCCUUGCGCAUUCCAGGGUCCCCUUUGAUGUUCUGCUGGAGGAGCUUCAGCCGCCCCGAUCUUCCGAUGCUUCCCCUCUUUUCCAGGUAUUCAUCGACUACCGGCAGCCCCUCGGCGACAGUUCUCGGGCUUUUGGCUGCAAAGUGGUUAGCGAAGAAUAUGUUCGCGGCGAUACAGCAUAUGACGUUGUCAUUGACAUCAUUGAUACCACUGGGGGAGACGCGCAUGUGCAGUUUACUGUUCCCAAGCUCCUCUAUUCAGCAGAAGAUGUCGGGGUUCUUUCCAGAACCUUCAUGGAUCUUCUAGACGAGUUUACUCAACAACCGGCCGUUGGAUUGACGGAAGUACCACUGUACAGCGAGAAGGAAGUCAAAACGUCCAUUGAACUGGGCAGAGGGCCUGCAGUUGAGGCUGAAUGGAGUUCAAUUCCCCUACGUAUACAAGACAUGAUGGCGAUCCACGCGAAUAACGUGGCCGUUCGGGAUGGUCACGGACAGUCUCUCUCGUACGAGCAGCUUGGUUCCAGGGUGAAAGAUGUCGCGCAGGCUCUUUCUGAUGCCGGAGUGACGAGCGGCUCCGUUGUUACGGUCCUGCAACAGCCCAGAGCGGACUGGGUUGUAUCAGUCCUUGCUAUACUGCAGUUGGACGCCGUUUACGUGCCUCUAGACGUCCGUCUACCGUUGCAGCGCCUUGCCUUGAUCAUCAAUGACAGCAAGCCUGUGGCUAUUUUAGUCCAUACCGAGACUAAAGGGGUCAUUGGCUCGCUCGGAGAAGUUGGCAUCGACUUGGCAACCAAGGCAAUCAACAUAGAGGAUUGUGCUUCGCGGCUUGAUCAUCGGCUGCGUGGUUCAACUUCCGCUGACGCAGAUCGUCCGGCGUUCGUUCUCUACACCAGCGGCUCGACUGGUGCACCUAAAGGCGUCGUCUUGAAGCAAUCAAAUCUACUCAAUCAAGUAGAGGCGACGGUCCAGGAAUACGGCAUCAAGCCGGAGUGGACUAUUCUGCAGCAGACGGCCUACACGUUUGACCUGUCCAUGUUCCAGCUUCUCCUGGCCGUAACUAGUGGUGCGUCGCUGUACAUCGUUCCCCGACACCUCCGCGGUGAUCCUCUGGCCCUUACACGAGUCAUCGCGGCUGAGAACAUCACAUUCACUUGCACAACGCCAUCCGAGUAUUCGAGCUGGCUGCACAGCGGUGAUCGGUCCGCUCUUCUCCGAAGCCAAUGGCAGAAAGCUGUCAGCUGUGGUGAGACGCUCACCGCUGCUGUUCAAGCCGCCUUCCGGAACCUAUCGAAACCGGAUCUGAGCGUUAUCAAUGCUUAUGGUCCUUGCGAGGUUACAUUUGUGUCCCAUGGUAUUGAGCUGGACUACAUGAGUGAUUCGGCACAAGAAAGCGCAAUCCCCAUUGGAAAGGCGUUGCCCAACUUCUCAACGUAUGUACUUGACGAGGGCCUCAAACCACUUCCUGUGGGCGUUGUCGGCCAGAUUGCUAUUGGCGGCGCUAGCGUGGCCCAGGGCUAUCUAGGACAACCGAAGUUGACUGAACAGUCAUUUGUCGUCAACACAUUUGCAACAGAACGCGACAUCGCCAAAGGAUGGACGACAAUGUACCUCACGGGCGACCGUGGGGCACUACGCAGCGACGGCUCUCUUCUCUGGGCAUCACGGAUGACAGGGCAAACACAGAUCAAGCUACGCGGGAUGCGAUUCGACCUACAGGAUGUCGAAGCGAACCUGAUCGCUGCGGCCAAGGGUUCCAUUGCUGAUGCUGUCGUUUCUCUUCGUGGAGGCGGAGACGGACUCGCUGAAUCCCAAUUCCUCGUGGCUCAUGUCUCCUUCGCCACGGGCCGCGUGCCACAGGACCCCGAAGCCUUCUGCAGGAAUUUAGUCGCUGAGCUGCCACUCAGCGCUCACAUGAAACCCUCUCUAAUGAUUCCGCUGAGAGAGAUGCCGUUGACCAUCAGCUCCAAGAUUGACAGAUCUGCCAUUCAACAACUCUCUCUCCCUUCUGCCCUGACAGCAACUGAGGAGAGCGUUGUUCUCAAUACAACACUCCACCUGCAUCAUCUCUCUGAGCCUGAGAGACAGAUGUAUCUCCUAUGGCAGAGUCUUCUACCGGCAGAGGUCCUCAGAUCCAAACCAAUUGUCUCUCAAUCCGACUUCUUUGGCGCCGGAGGUGAUUCUCUUCUUCUGGCCCGUCUGCAGACCGCUAUCAAGGACAAGUUCAAUAUCACCAUACCACUCAUCAAGCUUUUUGAUACCUCGACUUUGGGUGGAAUGGCCGCCCAGAUUGACGGCGCUGCGACAGUUGCUGCAAUGACACAGCUAUCAGCGCUCGUCGACUGGGAGGAACAGACGAAGCCGGCUCCAGUACCAGUGAAUGAAGCCGGCGAGUCAGCCCUUGAUCAUGGAUAUCCCCCGCGCAAUAUCGUACUGACCGGUGCGACUGGCUUCCUCGGUCGUUCAAUCUUGAGCCAGCUUCUCACCCACGCAUCCGUCCAACGAGUAGACUGCAUUGCUGUCCGCGAUGCUAGCACUCGGGACAUGCCCCAUAUCUUCCAUGACCCCAGGGUUCAUGUGUACGAUGGUGACCUGAGUCGACCCAAUCUGGGUCUCUCUCCUUACAACGCCUCGGCCAUCUUCGGUCGCGCUGAUGCCGUCAUUCACAAUGCGGCCGACGUUUCGUUCCUCAAAUCGUAUACCUCGCUACGACCCGUCAACGUGGAAAGCAUCAAGACUAUCACAUCACUCGUGCUCCCACGCCGUACCCCACUCCACUUUGUCUCUACUGCCGGCGUAGCCCAUCUCGUCCCAGCACAGAGUAGGGGUCAGUUGGGAGGCGUUGGCGAGGUUUCGGUUGCCGGUUCGACUCCCCCACAAGAUGGAUCCGACGGCUAUGUGGCAACCAAAUGGGCGGGAGAACGGUUCCUCGAGCGUACGCAGUCAUUGCUCUUGGAAGAGGAUAAGAAACCUCUUCCCCUGUGGAUCCACCGACCGAGCAGCGUCAUGGGCGAGGGUGCAUCCGAAACCGAUCUCAUGACUAACGUGCUGAAAUACAGCAUCGCCUUACAGGCGCUGCCGAUUAUCGGUGGUAACAGCAGCAAUCCCCAACAAGGUGCGAGCACUGAAACCUCCGAGUCCUUCCUAGACUUCGUGGACGUCGAGACGGCGGCUGGGUCGGUCGUGCGGUGCGUCGUAGCUGAAGGUGGUGCUGGCUGGGCACCCGAGCAGAUCAGGUACUCAUAUCAUUCCGGAGAGUACAUCAUUCCGCUGCAGGCUUUGAUGGCAACCGAGUCAGAAGGCGACCCAAGCGUUAUUGCGACGCAGGCCCAAGGACUGGUGGAGGGAUUCGGCGUCCUGCCUCUCGCUGAGUGGACUGAGAGGGCCAAGGCUGCAGGCAUGAACGACCUCGUUGUCGCUCUUCUGACGGGUGCUGUUGGAGACGCAGGAAACACACUGCUGGAUGGGCAAAUCAUGUUUCCCAGACUUUUGAAGGGCGCGAUUUGA